AUGGCUACAAAUGAUGGUGAAGAAGAAACUGUACAAAAAUUGAUAGAAAAACUACUUGACGAGGAAGAAAAACCACAACAAGUAAUCAAACAACUUGAGGAUGAAAUCGAAAAAAUGAAGCGCAAAGCUGAAGAAAUUGAACUGAUCGAGAGAACAAAACAUCAAGAUGAAAUCGAAAAAAUGAAACAUGAAGCUCAAGAUAUGCAACAAAUCGAACGAGCAAUAUAUCAAUAUGAAAUUAAAGAAAUCAAACGUAAAAUUGAAACAACGAAACAUGAACGUAAAAUAUAUAAACGUAUAAAUGAAACAUUUGUUCGUCAACGUGAAAUAAUAAGACGUAAAAAUGAAUUGAAAAUACAAAUCGAAAAAGCAAAACAGCAACAAAUACAUGAAUCGUAUCAAAAUAAAAAACGGAAGCUAGAUAUCGAAUCUGAUUCAUUAUCAAUUAAAAGAGGUCCUAAUGUGUUUAAAUCUCAUAAAUACUUUCACGAUAUCAAUGUACCCGAUGAUUUACAAUCGUUCGAUAUUAAUGUAGUAUUAAAUGACAAUAAUUAUUUUAAUGAUAAUAUAUUAAAUUAUAUUGAAUAUUAUUCAAAUCAAUUUUCAUCAUAUCCUAAAUUAAACGAAGAAGAAAUUCAAAAGGAUUUGAUCAAUUAA
Rotaria sp. Silwood1 is the source of this 657-nucleotide messenger RNA. Lineage: Eukaryota; Metazoa; Rotifera; Eurotatoria; Philodinida; Philodinidae. The record is from the annotation of a GenBank genome assembly.